Messenger RNA from Vespa crabro (European hornet), 1614 nucleotides. RefSeq names its product piggyBac transposable element-derived protein 4-like. Bases 1 to 1614 code for a protein of 537 amino acids. The transcript has a single exon. The record is from RefSeq and is a predicted model, not a curated record. NCBI's taxonomy places the organism in Eukaryota, Metazoa, Arthropoda, Insecta, Hymenoptera, Vespidae.
AUGUCAUCUGAAGAAGUUUUGAGUGAUUCAUCAAGUGAAAUAUACAGAUCAUCUACAAUUAAACGUUGUAGAGUCAUAUCUGAUGAUGAAACUGAAAGUGAACAUGAAAGUGACUGGUAUGCAGAUAGCAAUAAUAGUAAUCAAAUAUGGUUUAAUCCAAUUGGCAAUCAACCCAAUUUGAAAUCUUUUUCCGGCAUACCUGGUAUCAAUGUAUCAAAUAAUAAAGUUUUAGAAUGUAAUUCACCAAUAGAUUUUUACUCAUUAUUUUUAAAUGAAGAAAUAAUCCAGAUGAUUGUAAAUCAAACUAAUCUUUAUGCAAACCAAAUGAUGAAAAGAAAUCAAUCCGAGCGAUUGAGUAAAUGGAUUCCUACUAAUAUACAUGAAAUUAAACAGCUCUUUGGUUUAAUUAUGUGGAUGGGAUUGGUAAAACUUCCAACUAUACAACUUUACUGGACGAAAGAUGUUUUAUUUGCUCAAAGUUUUCCACGUACUGUGAUGUCUCGCAAUCGAUUUGAAAUAUUAUUGAGAAUGCUUCACUUUGCAGACAAUGAACAAAUUAGUAAUCCAAAUAACUUAUUGUAUAAGUUACAAACGUUGAUUGAUACAUUAAAUAAAAAUUUUAAAGAAUAUUAUAAUCCUAGUGAAACUGUUUGUAUUGAUGAAUCUAUUAUACCACUCCGUGGACGAAUUAUAUUUAGACAAUAUAUAAAAAUAUUUAAAUUAUGCAGCACAUCUGGAUAUACAAAUUCUUUUCAAGUAUAUGCAGGGAAAACUACAAAUACAGAAGAAACAACACCCAUAAGUGUUGUAAUGUCUCUAUGUCAAAAUAUAAUAAAUCUUGGACAUACAUUAUGUACAGAUAAAAGAUAUACAAGUAUUGCUUUAGCUGAAAAAUUACUUUCCGUUGAUACACAUUCGAUUGGAAUUCUUCAAGUUAAUCGUCGCGACAUUCCAAAAGAUAUAUUGUCAAAAAAGCUACAAAGGGGUGAAAUAAUUGCAAGAGAACAUAAAAAUGGUAUAACUAUUUUGAAAUGGAAGGAUAAACGGAAUGUACUCAUGCUUUCAACUAAACAUUCUACAGAAAUGGUUACAGUUACUGGCCGAAGGAAUAACUGUAUUAAACCAAAAAUUAUUGCAGAUUAUAAUAUCAGUAAAUCAUAUGUUGAUUUAUCCGAUCACAUGACAUCAUAUCUCAGUCCAUUGAGAAAAGGCCAGAAGUGGUAUAAAAGACUGGCCUUUGAACUUUUAUUUAAUACCUCUGUAAUAAAUGCUUGGAUAAUGCAUAAUAAUAUAAUAAACAAUCGUAUAUCUAUUUUAGAAUUCCGACAAAAAUUAGUUAAACAAUUGACGGAACAUCUAAAUGAUACUGACACAUCUUUGCCUAGAAUGCAACUUACCAUUAGAAGGCAUCACGAAAUAAAAAGCAAAAAUGGAAGUGCACGGCAAACUAGACGACGAUGUAAAAGAUGCUAUGAAGAAAAUGUGAAGAAAUUUGGUCGAGAAUUUGCAAAAAAUCGUACAAAAAAAGUAACAACAUUUUGUGGAAAUUGUACUAGCAAUCCUUAUUAUUGUUUGCCAUGUUUUAAUACAGUUCAUCGCGAUCUACCCAUUUAA